Messenger RNA from Lindgomyces ingoldianus, 1606 nucleotides. RefSeq lists its product as uncharacterized. The transcript has 2 exons. The record is from RefSeq and is a predicted model, not a curated record. Bases 259 to 1545 code for a protein of 428 amino acids. NCBI's taxonomy places the organism in Eukaryota, Fungi, Ascomycota, Dothideomycetes, Pleosporales, Lindgomycetaceae.
GGACGACAAACAUACCUGACAGCUGUUCGCGGCUUCCUGGAGAGCAUGCGCAUGGCUGGCAGUUCUACGCAUUCAUUCGCCAAUAAUUGCAGUUGAGCAAGACAUCAACACACUGCUGUCUAGGCAGGGACGGCGAGGAAUUAAUAUAAGGGAACACAAUACUCUUCAACAGUUGGGGCACUAGGCCCUACAUAUUCUGACAACCAGAACGGCCUGACGCAAGAGCCUGGUAGACUUCAAACCUACCUUACUUUUGCAAUGCCUCUCCCUUCGCUACCUUCGUUCCAUCGGUCACCGCGACCUGACCAGCCCCACGACUCUCCAGCAUCUAUAUCCUCUUUUCAAUUCAGUACACUUCAUACCAAUGUGCGCUCGAUGAUCAAUGGCUCCUCAGUGUACUCGAACUCGCCUCCUCCAUCGAACAACAAUACUCCAAAAAUUCCCUUUCUCGGCUUCCUGCGUCGACCGCAAUCUCCUCCCAACCCCAUUGUCGUACCGGACAACGAUGCACCCCGCGACUCCAGCGACUCGAGAUCCCCUCUUCGCUCACACCACACAGCAGGGUCAUAUAUUGCUGCCAUUGCGCCAUUGGACACGCACCCGCGAGAACCUGAAGCCGUGUACAGUAGCAGGCACCCAGCAGACGUACCACUCGAGUACGGCAGAAGCGUAGACCCCGAAACAGAACAACUCCAAGAGGAGGUGCAUGGCCGGCGACGACGACGACAUCGCCGAAGAAGAAAGCACAGAGAGCCAAGAGCCACACAUUGGGUGCGCAGACGAAAAGAACGAGGUGUUUGUUUCUCUUUCAUGAGAAGCCGUGCCACUCGAGGGAAAUGUUACGCGUGUCUGAUAUCCGGCCUUUUCCUCAUAACCGUGUUGACAAUCUAUCUCUCACUCGCCCUCACAAGGAAAUCGCUCGGUCAAGAGGUCCAUGUCCUGUUCAUCAUGGUAGUCCUCGGCACCACAAUCUUCUUCUGCCACUCAUUAAUCCGUCUCUGUAUGCUCGCACUCCAUCCAGAAGAAGAAGGACCCCGUAUUCCCAGCAUGACUGGGCCGGAAGGUUUCAAACCCAUCCGUCCCAUCCGCGUGCAUCUUGCUCGCGACGAAGAACUCGGCGACGCUGAUGCCGACGCCUCCGCUGACGAACCCCAAGACGAGGAGAAAGUCAAAGUCCUGCAUCCCCCACCUGCAUACGGACUCUGGCGCUCGAGCGUGCGCGUCGAUCCAAAUCUCCUGCACUGGCAACGCGUUGAAAACACUACCAACCCGAAUCCAAUCUCAAGCCACACUGCCCCUUCCUCCUCCCACCCCAACUCCCGAAACGGUUCUGUGUCCGAGCCUGCAGAGCCAGAGCAUCAAACCCAAGGUCCUCGACCCCCAAGCUAUGUCUCCGAUGACGGGGUGUCCUACGUCGUAGAAGCAGCGCCGAGGUCCACAGCUCCGAGCCACACAGGUGUAAGCGAUAUCCAUCCAGCCUGGCGACCCGGUUUCGCUGUCUCGGAAGUUCAAAUGGCGGAGAGGCUGGAGCCGAGGCGGCUGUAGAUAGACGCUUUGGUCGUCUGGAGGACGGGGGUAAUUGGUCGAAUUAUGGGAUAUAUGGCAG